Messenger RNA from Ogataea philodendri, 738 nucleotides. RefSeq lists its product as uncharacterized. Lineage: Eukaryota; Fungi; Ascomycota; Pichiomycetes; Pichiales; Pichiaceae. The coding region runs from base 1 to 738 and encodes 245 amino acids. The transcript has 2 exons. The record is from RefSeq and is a predicted model, not a curated record.
AUGAUCACGGUGUGGAUCCAGUCCGAGAUGAAGGAGAGACGAAAUGAGGAUGUUGGUGGCAAACACGUAGCACAGGAACACCCAGUGGCCAACAGGGCCGAAUCUGGCCGAGAAACACUCGGACACGGUGUGUGCUGCUGGGGCACGGGCUUUGAGUUGCAAGCAUACAAACACGAAAACUGUCACCUGCAAGGCACCGGAAAUGCCAUAGAGGAAACCUCCAGAGAUGCCGUGAGAGUAACUCCAGGCACCGGAGGAGAGCAGAGUAGCGGGCCAUGUCCAUGCAGAAACGGUGGACGAGGCAAUCAGGCCGGAAUUGACACUUCUGGAGGCGGUGGUGAACCGUUCAGAGUUUUGGACCUGGCCCAGGUAGCUGGAGAGAACACGUGUGAUCAGGCACAUGAGCAGGGCGAACGCUGCGCCAAUGCCCAGCACAAAGCCAUAGCCGUAGCCUUGGUCAAGAAUCGGGGUGGUCAUGGGCCCCACAUCGGUGUAGGGUCUCACUUAUAUAAAGCUGAGCUUUUUUCCGAUAAGCAACUGAUAAGAAAAAAUAACGUGCAGGGAAAGGUACAUGGGUUUAAAAUUAGGUGGCCAGACAAAGAACGAUCCACUUUUGUAGAAUUGCGCUCGAAAAAUUACAAUGGACGGCGCAAAACCGCCGUUAUUGUUGCCGCACAGACUGGUGGAGGUCUGCGGCUCCCCCCUCACUGGUAUAUAGGGAGCCAGUUCAAGGUUUGA